Messenger RNA from Marasmius oreades (fairy-ring Marasmius), 1068 nucleotides. RefSeq lists its product as uncharacterized. The coding region runs from base 25 to 1068 and encodes 347 amino acids. Gene Ontology annotation, cellular component: endoplasmic reticulum membrane. NCBI's taxonomy places the organism in Eukaryota, Fungi, Basidiomycota, Agaricomycetes, Agaricales, Marasmiaceae. The transcript has 5 exons. The record is from RefSeq and is a predicted model, not a curated record. Gene Ontology annotation, biological process: lipid droplet organization; lipid storage.
CACUUCCCUUCCCACUUUACCCUCAUGUCGAUGGAACGAAAGUCCAUCCUCUACGCACCUGUAUCAUUGUUGUUCUCCGUCACCUCCUCAAUAGCCUUUAAGCUAAGGCCUUAUGUUCCUCACUUAACACCGAUCAUUAUCUACUUCUCUCUUCUUCCCUACCUCAUCAUACUCUCCAUUUUCGCUGGAUUUUUGGUGUGGAAAAAUGUCGCUAUUGCAUGGAGCACUCCUUUGUUUCUUCAAUAUGGCGAUGGAACGCAACCCUACGCACGCGUCGUACUUCCACCGCUGCACACCCGUCAACGUUACGAUAUUUCGCUUCACCUCACAGUUCCCGCGUCCGAAAACAAUCUAGCCUUGGGAAACUUCAUGGGUAGCCUAACCCUGUAUAAAUCUAACAACUAUACUUUUGCGUCCGUUCGAAGACCUGCUAUUGUAAUUCCACCGGCUACAUCAUAUUUCAGCAGUAAACCAAACAAAAUAUCCGUCGAUGUUCCUCUACUUUCUUCGUUCCUUGUAGGAACCUCGUAUGUGGAAGCUGAAGUAUCGGUCGGUCGGCAGGAUGGAUGGAGGGGCUUAGGUAAUGGAGGCCCUCGCGAGUUAAGCGUAUACUCUGCGGAGCUUAAAGGACUAGUUGUUCACCAUGGUGCCAGAGGUAUGGUCACCCGAUUCCCUCUUCUUUCGUCUAUGGCAGCAUCCCUUGUAUUCUUCUUGAUCCUCACCAUCAUUGUCGGUGCCUUCUUGUUGCCCUCGGUUCUACAAGGGAUAUCCACUUUGGAAGGAGGCAUAAGGCCUGCUUUACAGGCUCAAUCUAUCUCACACGAUAAGGAGUCGGAGUCCAGUGAAACGGAGAUUAAGAGCAAGCGUAGAAGUCUCAAGGGCAAGUCAAGAACCAGAAUCAGUAGAAGCUCGAGUGACAGCGGACGCUCCGCCGUCAAAAGUGAACCAGAACCAGAACCGUCUAUGAUGCCUCCGGCUUACGAAGCACAGAUGCCUCUACGACGGCGUGCGUCGAGGCAACUUCAAUCUCAGUCUUCGGGCAGUCUGAGUCGAGAUGAUUUCUCGUGA